AUCACCUGAGCUCCACCUGCUUCCCCUUUGAUUCUGGGAAAAGGUAUAAGCAAUUGCUCUUGACAGAAUUUGCAUUGGCUUGUCUCAGACGGGUGGACAGAACUUUAGGGUCAAUUUCAGAUCCUGAAACGAGAAUGUCGUCCGCCAUACCCCUGAAUUCAUUCAUCAUCCAGCUGCAACCUCCGAUACAAACAACAGCGGUUGGGACCGCCACGAAUGCUCCUGCGCCCGUUUAUGUCCAGCAGGUAGCAGGACUAUCAUCUCUUCAUGGACUUCAGGCAUUUCUGACAGGCCAACCGAAAGCUCUCGGGUCUGUCCAGAUAAUGAUUGGCCUGAUGACUCUCCUGUUUGGCAUUGUGUCAACAUUUUAUGCAGAAUCCAUCUUUGUCUAUAGUGGUAUUCCUUACUGGGGAUCCAUCAUUUACAUUAUUGCAGGAUCGCUCUGCGUUGCUGCAGAAAACAAAGUUAAUUCAGCCUCCAGUUUGUGUUUGGUGAACGGUUCACUUGGAAUUAACAUUUUCAGUGCUUUAACCGCAGGCAUUGCUCUUAUUUUACUUUCACUGGAUUUGGUUAUAGCACAGUUCAAUAUUUCCCCUUACUGCAACGAUUCUACAUGUUAUUAUGUUAAUGGAAAAUAUAAGACCCUAUUCUACGGAAUCAGAGGUGUAUUGCUGUUAUUCACCUUCCUUCAGUUUAUCAUCUCUAUCUGUUUGUCAGCGUUUGCCUGUAAGGUCUCCUGUUGCUGUUGUCCUCCUCAGGUGCCAUUUGUUCCUCAGGUUUUAAAUCCACAGCCCCCUGAUUUCAAGACCAGUAAUUUCCAUGAUCUUAAAAGUUCAGAGAUACCUGUUGUCUGCAGCUCUUCUAUGAACAACCAUCAUGUGGACAAUCUCCCAAAAUACAGUGAAUGCCAAUAAAUAAUAACAAGUGGGCAAAGUUUGGACCUGAAAGUUGUGUGUGAUGCUUUCGUAGGACACAUGGGUUAUUUGCAAUUGUUUUCUGUCCAUUAUCUUUAAUACCCUAUCAUCAUUUUAUCAGAUAAUAUUUUUUUAAACGACAUUUGUGAACAAAACAUGUUGAAGAUUAGAUGCUAUUUUGUGAUUUUCUGUCUUUUAUUAAGUUGCAUAAUCUGAUUGUUUUAAGCAACUAUAAUAGCUUAUCUGUAAAAAUAAAUGAUACAGAAUUAAAAAUUUGCUUAAAACUGA
Molecule: messenger RNA, 1202 nt
Organism: Puntigrus tetrazona (Sumatra barb)
Lineage: Eukaryota; Metazoa; Chordata; Actinopteri; Cypriniformes; Cyprinidae
Product: membrane-spanning 4-domains subfamily A member 4A-like
Exons: 8
Coding region: 135-914 (259 amino acids)
Cellular component (GO): membrane
Source: RefSeq, a predicted model, not a curated record